AUGUUGCAGAGCAAAAACGACAAUCACGACAAGACUACCACUGCUGAUGAGGCAUAUGGCCAUGAUAUCGCUAAUCAAGUUGCUGAAGAAGGCGAGACCUAUGUGGAAGAAGAAUAUGCGAAUCCAGAUGACGCUGAGAUCAUUGACUAUCAUAGUAGCCAGCUCGUGGCAUACGAAGUCGAUAAUGAGGAUAAUGGGCAAGGUACAAGGCGGGUUGUACGAGUGGUAGAUGACAAUGGACAGAUGGUUCAAUAUUUGAACGAUGAAGAGUUACCUUGUGAAGCUUACGUACAGUACGUCGAUGAUGAGAAUGGACAGCAGAUCAUGCAACUCAUAGGAGAAGAUGGGGAACAUAUAGUUCAGUAUCUUGACACUGAAGAUAUGACCGAGGAAGAAGUCUUAGCCUAUCUGAAGUCGGAAACUUCAAGCGCUCCAAGUCUCAAGGAGGAAAAGCCUUCAGAAGUCAAGAAUGAGGAGCAACGCUCCAACGUCCCUAUGCGGAACUCAUCUAGUCCGAAUAAUAUGCCGGAAGACUUUAUGGAAGAGGUAAGUUAA
Molecule: messenger RNA, 555 nt
Organism: Cylicostephanus goldi
Lineage: Eukaryota; Metazoa; Nematoda; Chromadorea; Rhabditida; Strongylidae
Source: the annotation of a GenBank genome assembly